AUGGCGCUGGGGCUACAGCGCGCAAGGUCGAGCACGGAGCUGCGCAAGGAGAAGUCCCGGGAUGCGGCCCGCAGCCGGCGCAGCCAGGAGACCGAGGUGCUGUACCAGCUGGCGCACACGCUGCCCUUCGCUCGCGGGGUCAGCGCCCACCUGGACAAGGCCUCCAUCAUGCGCCUCACCAUCAGCUACCUGCGCAUGCACCGCCUCUGCGCCGCAGGGGAGUGGAACCAGGUGGGAGCAGGGGGCGAAGCUCUGGAUGCCUGCUACCUGAAGGCCCUGGAGGGCUUCGUCAUGGUGCUCACUGCCGAGGGAGACAUGGCUUACCUGUCGGAGAAUGUCAGCAAACACCUGGGCCUCAGUCAGCUUGAGCUCAUCGGACACAGUAUCUUUGAUUUCAUCCAUCCCUGUGACCAAGAGGAGCUCCAGGACGCCCUGACCCCCCAGCAGAGCCUGUCCAAAAAGAAGCCGGAGGCCCCCACCGAGCGGUGCUUCUCCUUGCGCAUGAAGAGCACCCUCACCAGCCGCGGGCGCACCCUCAACCUCAAGGCGGCCACCUGGAAGGUGCUGCACUGCUCUGGACACAUGAGGGCCUACAAGCCCCCUACACAGACUUCUCCAGCAGGGAGCCCCAACUCGGAGCCCCCCCUGCAAUGCCUGGUGCUCAUCUGUGAAGCCAUCCCCCACCCGGGCAGCCUGGAGCCCCCACUAGGCCGGGGGGCCUUCCUCAGCCGCCACAGCCUGGACAUGAAGUUCACCUACUGUGAUGAGAGGAUCGCGGAGGUCGCUGGCUACAGCCCCGAUGACCUGAUCGGCUGCUCCGCCUACGAGUACAUUCACGCUCUGGACUCGGACGCUGUUGGCCAGAGCAUCCACACCCUGCUGAGCAAGGGCCAGGCAGUAACGGGGCAGUAUCGCUUCCUGGCCCGGAGUGGUGGCUAUCUGUGGACCCAGACUCAGGCCACAGUGGUGUCAGGGGGCCGGGGUCCCCAGUCUGAGAGUAUCGUCUGCGUCCACUUCCUGAUCAGCCGGGUGGAAGAGACCGGAGUGGUGCUGUCCCUGGAGCAAACGGAGAGACACUCUCGCAGACCCAUUCAGAGGGGCACCCCCUCCCAGAAGGACGCCCCUAAUUCCAGGGACAGCUUUGAUACCUCUGGUCCCCGGAUCCUGGCCUUCCUGCACCCCCCCGCCCUGAGUGAGGCCACCCUGGCCGCUGACCCUCGCCGCUUCUGCAGCCCUGACCUGCGUCGCCUCCUGGCACCUAUCCUGGAUGGGACUUCAGGAGCUGCCACCCCCAAUGCACCCCCAGCCACACGGCGCUCCCAAAGUCCUCUUCCAGCCGAUCUCCCAGAUGAACCACUCGUGAACGUGGAGAAUACACACAAACUCUUGGCCUCGGGGAAAGACCUUGAGGCUGUGGAGACGGAUCUAGACAUAGCUCAGGACGUCGAUGCUCUGGAUCUGGAGAUGCUGGCCCCCUACAUCUCCAUGGAUGAUGACUUCCAGCUCAACUCCAGUGAGCAGCUACCCAGGGCCUUCCACAGACCUCCAGGCGCUGUCCCCCGGCCCCGUGCUCGGAGCUUCCAUGGCCUGUCGCCCCCAACCCCUGAGCCCUCCCUGCUGCCCCGCUGGGGGAGUGACCCCCGGCUGAGCUGCUCCAGCCCUUCCAGAGGGGACCCCUUGGCACCCUCCCCCAUGGCUGGGGCUCGGAAGAGGACCCUGGCUCAGAGCUCAGAGGACGAAGCCGAGGGGGUGGAGCUGCUGGGAGUGAGACCCCCAAAACGGUCCCCCAGCCCAGAGCCCGAAAACUUCCUGCUGCCUCCCCUCAGCCUGAGCUUCCUUCUGACAGGAGGGCCAGCCCCAGGGAGCCAGCAGGACGCCAGCACCCACCUCCUGGAACUGAAUGAGCCCCUGCGCCUGGGCCCCUCGCUGCUCUCUCUCUACCCGGAUGAGGACACCGCUGAGCCCAGGAGCCACUUCCAGCCAGCAGCAGGCUUGGCCCAGGCCAACUGA
This is a messenger RNA of Neomonachus schauinslandi (Hawaiian monk seal), 2010 nucleotides long. RefSeq names its product hypoxia inducible factor 3 subunit alpha (gene HIF3A). The record is from RefSeq and is a predicted model, not a curated record. Gene Ontology annotation, biological process: regulation of transcription by RNA polymerase II; cellular response to hypoxia. The transcript is spliced from 15 exons. Gene Ontology annotation, molecular function: protein dimerization activity; RNA polymerase II transcription regulatory region sequence-specific DNA binding; DNA-binding transcription factor activity, RNA polymerase II-specific. NCBI's taxonomy places the organism in Eukaryota, Metazoa, Chordata, Mammalia, Carnivora, Phocidae. The coding region runs from base 1 to 2010 and encodes 669 amino acids.